CCCUCUGCCGGCAGCAGCCCAGCCGGUCCCUCCGAUCCCACCCGGCAGCCUCACGCUGGGGCCGCUGCCGGCUGGGGCUGCCCGGGAGCUCUCAGCCCGUCCUGCCAGCCCUGCCCAGCUCUGUCCAGCUCUGUCCAGCCCUGUCCAGCCCUGCCGAGCCCCCCGGGCCCUUCCACCGCCGCCCCGGCCGCCAAAAGUUGUGCGGAGCUGCGAGGAUGGGAGCGCAUCUGCAGCCGCUGGCCCUGCGGCUCCUGGCGCUGACUUUCCCCUUGGUGGCCAAGGGUUUUCCCGACGAAACCUUGGAGAAAGCCUCCAAAUCCGAGGGAUAUUGCAGCCGGAUCCUGCGAGCCCAAGGCACCAGGAGGGAAGGGUACAAUGAAUUCAGCCUCAGGGUGGAGGGCGACCCAGAAUUUUACAAGCCUGGGAACAGUUACCGGGUGACGCUUUCUGCUGCCACUCCUGCCUACUUCCGAGGGUUCACCUUGAUCGCCCUCAAGGAAGGAAAAGAAGGUGACAAAGAGGAAGACCAUGCAGGAUCUUUCCAGAUCAUAGAUGAAGAGGAAACCCAGUUCAUGAGCAACUGUCCUGUUGCUGUGACUGAGAGCACACCUCGGAGGAGAACACGAAUCCAGGUGUUCUGGACAGCUCCUCCCGCUGGGACAGGCUGUGUGAUCCUGAAAGCCAGUAUUGUGCAGAAGCGCAUCAUUUAUUUUCAAGAUGAGGGCUCUCUCACCAAAAAAAUUUGUGAACAAGACUCAGCCUCGGAAGGUGUGACUGACAAACCAAUUUUAGACUGUUGUGCCUGUGGUACUGCCAAAUACAGGCUGACUUUUUAUGGAAACUGGUCAGAAAAAACACAUCCCAAAGAUUUUCCACGACGCACCAACCACUGGUCUGCCAUCAUCGGUAGCUCCCACUCCAAGAAUUACAUCCUGUGGGAGUAUGGAGGAUAUGCCAGCGAAGGAGUCAAACAAGUGGCAGAGCUGGGGUCCCCAGUGAAGAUGGAAGAAGAAAUUCGGCAGCAGAGCGAUGAGGUCCUGACAGUGAUCAAGGCCAAGGCACAGUGGCCAGCCUGGCAACCUCUGAAUGUGAGAGCUGCUCCCUCUGCUGAGUUUUCCGUGGAUCGCCACCGCCACCUGAUGUCUUUCCUCACCAUGCUGGGCCCCAGCCCCGACUGGAACGUGGGGCUCUCUGCCGAGGAUCUCUGCACCAAGGACUGCGGCUGGGUCCAGAAAGUGGUGCAGGAUUUGAUCCCCUGGGAUGCUGGCACCGACAGCGGCGUCACCUAUGAGUCUCCUAACAAACCUACAGUACCUCAGGAGAAGAUCAGACCUCUGACAAGCUUAGACCACCCUCAAAGCCCAUUUUAUGAUCCAGAAGGAGGAUCUAUCAAGCUGGUGGCCAGAGUUGUCAUUGAGAGAAUUGCACGAAAGGGGGAGCAGUGCAAUAUCGUUCCUGACAACAUAGAUGAUAUUGUGGCAGAUCUAGCACCAGAGGAAAAAGAAGAAGAUGACACCCCUGAGACCUGCAUAUACUCAAACUGGUCACCAUGGUCAGCCUGCAGCUCCUCUACCUGUGAAAAGGGCAAGAGGAUGAGGCAGAGGAUGCUGAAAGCUCAGCUGGACCUGAGUGUGCCCUGCCCUGACACCCAGGACUUCCAGCCCUGCAUGGGCCCGGGCUGCAGUGAUGAAGAUGGUUCCACCUGCAUGAUGUCUGACUGGAUUACGUGGUCCCCCUGCAGCGUCUCCUGCGGGAUGGGAACGAGAUCCAGGGAGAGAUACGUGAAGCAGUUCCCCGAGGAUGGCUCCAUGUGCAAAGUGCCUACUGAAGAGACUGAGAAGUGUGUUGUAAAUGAGGAAUGCUCUCCCAGCAGCUGCCUCGUCACUGAAUGGGGUGAGUGGGACGAGUGCAGUGCCAGCUGUGGCACGGGGAUGAAGAGGAGGCACAGGAUGAUCAAGAUGACUCCAGCUGAUGGAUCCAUGUGCAAGGCAGAGACCACUGAGGCAGAGAAGUGCAUGAUGCCCGAGUGCCAUACCAUCCCCUGCCUGCUCUCUCCCUGGUCUGAGUGGAGUGACUGCAGUGUAACCUGUGGGAAGGGAAUGAGAACCAGGCAGAGGAUGCUGAAAUCUGCUGCUGAGCUGGGAGACUGCAACGAGGAGCUGGAGCAGGCAGAGAAAUGCAUGCUGCCAGAAUGCCCCAUCGACUGCGAGCUGACGGAGUGGUCCCAGUGGUCCGAGUGCAACACCUCCUGUGGCAAGGGCCACAUGAUCAGGACGAGGAUGAUUAAAAUUGAGCCCCAGUUUGGGGGAGCAGCUUGCCCUGAGACCGUCCAGCGUACAAAAUGCAGGGUGAGGAAGUGCCUGAGGGGAGCUGGGAUGGAGAAGAGGCGCUGGAAGGAGGCCCGGGAGAAAAGGAGAAGUGAGCAAGCAAAGAAGAAUUUAGAUAGUGAGCAAUAUCCAGUUUGUAGGCUGAAACCAUGGACUGCUUGGACAGAGUGUUCUACACUCUGUGGAGGUGGAAUUCAGGAGCGCUACAUGAUGGUAAAGAAGAGGUCCAAAAGCACUCAGUUUACCAGCUGCAAAGACAAAAAGGAGCUAAGAGCAUGUAAUGUCCAUCCUUGUUAACAAAACACAAGGUUCCAAGUGAUGCACUCGGAGCUAAAUGGAAAGUCAACCUUGGUUUGUUUUUUUUUUUUUUAGAACAACAACAAAAAAAAUAUAAAGUGUAUAUUAGUUUUCAUUUUUUGCAGUGUGGUUUGCUUUUUAGUCUUGCUGGGGCAAGAAAAAUAUUUUAUAAAUAUUUCCUCACGGAUUUAUGCUGAGAGUAAAUCUUUGGUACUCCAGCUAGCCCUUAAUGCAUAAAAAUAAUAAAGUCAUGGUGAGUUACUUAAUUAAAAUACAGACACAUGUGUGGACAUGGACUAGCCAUGUAGAAAUACCACUUGUAAAGACAUGGGAUGCAUGCAUAUUAACAAAACUAAGUUCAAGUGACAGAAAGUUUCAUCUGUGGGAGGAUUUCUCUCUAGGUUUGAUUUUGCAAAUCCAAAGCAGUGCCUCUGUGAUUACACAACUAUGCCAAGGAGUUACUUCAGUAAUGCUGGUUCAAUAACAUUAAAGGUGCAUGUUUAUCUUUUUACACUAUUGGCUUGAGCUGAUAGUUAUUAUUGGAAUAAUAAUAAUAAUCCUGAACACUUUUCUUCACAUGGAUGCUGUGGUCCAUGCAAGAAGGUCCUUUUUUCUUCAAAACUUAAAAAGGAAAUAAUUUUGGCAGCUCAAUAAUGAUGUCUGACACGAUCACAGUCAAGAAAAACAAACCUGCCAGUGUCAUAAUAUGUGUCCAGUCCAUACUGGGUCCAUCCAUUGCCUUCCAAAACGGACACAGAACUGGUACAAAUUACUGCAGACCAUCUCAACAGCUCUGCCACAGGAUGUCUUCCACAUGAGAGACACUAAAAAAUUAGAUCCAGCUUCCCAAGGAUCCUAUUCGCAGGUGGAGAGGGAGACAGGUUUAUAAUAAAACAAAAAUGGUAGAGCAAAGGUAAGCCAGGCUCUCAUGCAUCCCUUAAAAGUGAAAUGAGCCUCUGAAAGGAAGCAAUGUCAGCCUUUUAAAAAAUAAACAAAUAUAGAUUGGCACAAGAAUACCUUUACAGCAGUGUCAUUUCUGUCUUUUUUUACUCAGAGUACACAACAAUCUAAAAAUUACUUAAUUUGUGAGAAUUACACAUUUGUGGCUACCCUAGCCAGGUUAAAUGUCCUCCCUGACUACUUCAGUGAUUAAAAAACUACCUGAGAAUAGAAAACACCUUCUCACUCUUCUAAUUGCUAUUUUACCCCAGCUCCUGCAGAAUUUAGCUCUCAUCCCUACACAGUCAGGUGUAAUCAGGGGGACCCUUGGGCCCCACUUGCUAUUGGAAUACAAAAUUUUCUUGUAAUUUUAUUUUCCUGUAAUAAUCUAGCAUUUAGAGGGGAAGGUGAUGGAUUACCUUUUGGUCCAGGCAGGGCAGCAUACCCCUGUGUCUCUACAGGAGUAAGAACAAAGCACUGAAAAUAAAGAUUGUUGAUGCUGACUCUUAAGCUUGAGAGAAAUGAAUGGAGAGAAUGUUUGGGUUUUUUUUUUUUUAAUGGCCUCUAAAGCAGCCUGAAGUAAUUUAUUCACUUCCUUAACACUUGGUCACUACCCUGAGGCAGCUGGGUUUGAAAUAUUGCUGUGUACCACAACCCUCUGAGCUGUUCAUCUUCACCACCACCACCCUGGGGAUCCUCUGUACCUGAACAGGCUCAGUUGGGCUGCUGCCACUAAUUCCAUCAGCAUUUCUCCACUGAACACUGCAAGGGCUGCUCAGGACUUCCACAGCCAUCACAUCCCAUAUUUUGCACAUAUUUUGCUGCUUUCUGUGGCUUUGGAAUGAAGGAAAGGCCGGGGAAAUAAUGGAACCAACAGCAGUGCCAGCCUUUUCCUGCUGCUGCUGAAUGAAAUGGGUGCACACCCAUAGCCAACCAAACCAGGAGGGAAAAAAAGAGUACAACAAGGUUUAAUGCUAAAACCAAACAUUUUACUUUUUGCACAGCUUGGCUCACUCAAUAAUGUUAAUUCAGAUAGUUUUCUUCCUUGUGCCUGCUCCAAAAUCGUGCAGUUUAUGUCUCUGCAGCACUGCCAUCGCAGCAUAGCAGCAAGUCCCUCACUAACGCGUUUAGGACCUCACAUUUCACUUCUAUGACCAAAAAUAAAGAAAACCCAACAAAAGAAAACCCAGCUGAAUGAUGUAGGAAUGGAGGAGUGGCCAGCUGAGCGUAUUUUGGGUGGAGAAACUGCAGAGGAAGGCCACAAAGAUCAAUGCCAGGGGCUCAGCCAGGGCAGAGCCACAUCUCUGGCUGAGCUGACAGAGGUGUCCCAGCUGAGGCCACUCACUCAGAAAAGUAAUCCUGGGCCAUAAAACGUGUGACAGAGAACCUUUAAAGGCCUUGAAAGGUCUGUGAGCCUGGGAAGAGGGAGCAGAAGUUUCUCCUGAAGGGAAAAACUUUGCUGAGUUGAGGAACCAGAUUUAUCUCGUCAACCCUUAGCACUCGCUCAAGCUUAUCUUGCGAAACCGCUCCUGUCUCAGCAAAUAAUCAAUGAACCCAGUGCUGUAUUUUCAUUUUCACAUCUGUUCCCAUCCAUCAAGCUGUUCUGUCUACUAAAUACUCCCUUUGCCAAAGGCCACAUAGUCCAAAUCCACUUUUAGACAACAUACACCACCUUUCUGAACAUGCCCACAAAAUCCCAUUUAAACAAUUUGAUAUUCCUUUCUCUGUGCUUCUCAUUAAUUUGCUUCUCCACAUCCUUUUUUGUUUUGUUUUGUUCUUUCUCUCUUAGAAGGCUGUUCAGUGUGAUUUCCAGUCAUUUCUCUAAGGCUCAUUAAAGUUCUGAAUGUUGCAAAUCGCUUUUUUUUUCCCCCCACCUUGUUACAGAUGAAAUGAGAGAAAAUUUGUGACCACUCCUGCUUCAGCUCUUUCACAUUUGUGUUGCUGUUGAAGCCUUUUAAAGAUCACUUCUCUUUCUUCUAACUUGAUACAAGAGAAACAUUUAGGCUUGUUACAUUUUGUAAUAAAAAAAAGAAAAAAAAAAGAAAAAAGAAAAAAAGAAACACGAACAAAAAACAAACAGAAAAAAAAUAAGAGGUUGAUUUUCUAUUCAGAAAAAUAAAAUAAAAGAAAAGGAAAAGCUCUGAUAUAAAAUAUGUAGAAGUCUUGCAUUGUUACUGUAAAGUUUCUAGUAGUGGAAUAGGCACUGGUUAUCAGUCAGUGAAAGUUCUGAUGUCCUGGAUGAUCCUGCUGAACUCAAAGCACAGAUGUCACACCAGUUUUGUAGACCUCAACUACCAGAUCUUAGCAUCGUGUGUAAUUUUUUUCUAAUAUACAAACAAUAGAAUCUUUACACAUAAUAAAAAAAAGAAACGUUAGGGGCUUAACAAAUGUACAGUAGGACUCUGUUUGUGAGACAUAUGAGUUAAACAAAUUUAUGUUUGAUUGCAUUUUUUAGAUUUCCUUUGUUGUUUUUGUUUGCUGUGGAAUUAUGAAAAAGCUACCAUGAACAUUUCUUACCAAAGUCUUGUGUAGAUGUUUUGUAGCUGUCUGCCUAACACAUUAUUAUUAUUAUUAUUAUAUUAUAUUAUUAUUAUUAUUAUUAUUUUGGAAUAAAGACAUCUUUACUAUGAA
Messenger RNA from Parus major (Great Tit), 6194 nucleotides. It is a transcript of the gene SPON1, whose product is annotated as spondin 1. The record is from RefSeq and is a predicted model, not a curated record. Gene Ontology annotation, cellular component: extracellular matrix. NCBI's taxonomy places the organism in Eukaryota, Metazoa, Chordata, Aves, Passeriformes, Paridae. The coding region runs from base 216 to 2624 and encodes 802 amino acids. The transcript is spliced from 16 exons. Gene Ontology annotation, biological process: cell adhesion.